This is a messenger RNA of Dermochelys coriacea (leatherback sea turtle), 4139 nucleotides long. It is a transcript of the gene MARCHF1, whose product is annotated as membrane associated ring-CH-type finger 1. The record is from RefSeq and is a predicted model, not a curated record. Gene Ontology annotation, molecular function: ubiquitin protein ligase activity; MHC protein binding; zinc ion binding. Bases 766 to 2385 code for a protein of 539 amino acids. The transcript has 9 exons. Gene Ontology annotation, cellular component: late endosome membrane; cytoplasm; lysosome. Gene Ontology annotation, biological process: antigen processing and presentation of peptide antigen via MHC class II; immune response; protein polyubiquitination. Lineage: Eukaryota; Metazoa; Chordata; Testudines; Dermochelyidae.
CCACAGCUAGAGAGUGCCCAGUGUGGAUAGAAUCUUCAUAGAAUUUAACUUUGAUGCUGUAGCAAGUCUCUAUUGAGUAUGAGUCAUAUGUGAUCUUUUUUUUUUAAAAAAAAGACUUGGAUAAAUGUCAUUGGAUUUUCAAGGGAUGGCAAAAGGCACAUCACUGACAAAUGCCAGUGCCCUGUCAAAUUACAAGUCUCUGCUCCAAAACAUUGGGAUGCUAGAAAAGGUUAAUGGAAUGUUUUCACAUGGGCAAAGCAAUGUGUUUUCCCGUAACCUUUUUGUCUAAAUCCAUAGAACCAUUUUGGCUGAAAUUUAAAAAAAAAAAAUCAGUUCCGAGUCUGACAUCCAGCUCACACAAUUUCAGCCCAACCAGUUUAAUUUGGCAAAGUUAUAAGCAACUGAAAACAGGGUCUUAUCGGAAGUGCCAGGCAACCUUAAUAAUAGCAGUGCUACAACCUGCUUAGACUAUCUUGUUACUUUCUCCCUCCUCCUUUGACAAGGAGCCAGCAUUGAAGUUGGACCAUAGGGAUACAUUUUGAUACUGAUGAAACACACAUGCAUUCUCACAGCUCACUGAAAAAGUAUUGUGAAGUAUAGCAUAUUAACAGGACCAAACUCUGAAUAAGUCAGGACACAGUUUGGCCACUAGAGAAACUGAGCUUGGCAAAGCCAGGAUAUGAACAAUUAUACAGGUGGGCUACUCAGGGGGAGUGAAGAUAUAAGGCAUCCAAUCAGGUAUUGGCAACCUGCCGCACUGUCAAAAUGCCCCUCCAACAGAUUUCUGUAGUCCCAGCGCGGGAGACCGCCAGCAAUGGGAGAAGUUCAAUGGGCAGAAACAAAGAGAAGAGCAAGGAAGUCGAGAAUGACAAAUCACCAGGGCGCUCUACAAGUCGAUCAAGUAACAUUUCAAAGGCAAGCAGUCCUACAACAGGAACAGCUCCUAGGAGUCAGUCACGGUUGUCUGUAUGUCCUUCCACUCAGGACAUCUGUAGAUCUACCACCUUGCAUGAUGUGUCAGAAGAUGAGUUUGAACAUGCAACACCUGUCAUGGUGCUGACCCCUGCUAGUAGGGAGUCUGGUAAGAAACAAGUGAAACGAAGGUUUAGGCGGAGGAAGGCGAUUGGGGACAAUGUUGAGCAUACAGAAAAGCAAAGAAAAGGGAAGGACUGCAAAUUGUACCCGGUGGUUGCAAGCUCCAGAUGCAGUGCAUUGCACAAGGAAACAUAUGAUUCAUCAUCCUCAGAUGAGAAUCAGUGGGCUCAGGCUAGAAGGAGAGCCAGAGAAAAGGUCAAAAUGCCCAGGAGAGGGAGAAGGAGCAAUAGAUCUUGCAGUAACCCAGAUGGAUCUCCAAAUAACAAUGCCAUUGAACUUGUCACCCUGGGGACAACAGGGGAAAAGAAACAAGAGGUGUCUGAUUCUGAUAACCACACUUUAAAUCACAGGAGGAGAAGGGUUUCAAGAUUUAAAGAAUCUUGCCUUUCACUGUCUUCAGUGUCCUCUCCGGAGGCAAGGAGUUUCUCAAGAAAAUGUGGAAAAAACAGGGGCAGAAGCUACCCCCGAGGGCUGCAGUCUUCAUCUCACCUUAGACAAAAUAAAGUGGCCAAGGAAGGCUUUACAGAGAGAGACUCUGGCAGUGAUACUCUGACAAUUCCAGAAAAUGGAGAAUCUGUUGGGGCAGGGCCCAAUGUGACAGAUGCUGUUCAGAAAAUUCCUGUUUUAUAUGAUGACUGGUCUGAUGAUUUAGAAGUAUGCAGGAUCUGUCACUGUGAGGGAGAUGAUGAAAGCCCUCUCAUCACACCAUGUCGCUGUACAGGGACCCUGCGCUUUGUUCAUCAGGCAUGCCUGCACCAGUGGAUUAAAAGCUCAGACACCCGCUGUUGUGAACUCUGCAAAUAUGACUUUAUAAUGGAGACCAAGCUCAAACCUCUCCGGAAGUGGGAGAAACUACAGAUGACAACAAGUGAAAGGAGGAAGAUAGUCUGUUCAGUUACAUUCCAUAUUAUUGCUAUUACCUGCGUUGUUUGGUCAUUGUAUGUUUUAAUAGAUCGAACUGCUGAGGAAAUUAAGCAAGGCAAUGACAAUGGUAUCCUUGAAUGGCCAUUUUGGACAAAACUGGUUGUGGUAGCAAUUGGGUUCACUGGAGGCCUAGUCUUCAUGUAUGUACAGUGCAAAGUCUACAUUCAGUUGUGGCGCAGACUGAAGGCUUACAAUCGAGUGAUCUUUGUUCAAAACUGCCCGGACACUGCCAAAAAAAUGGAGAAGAACCCUUCAUGCAUUCAGAAUUCUGAAAUCAAGGAUGCUGUGGUAGUGCCAGUAUCACAGACAGGUACAAACUCACAGCAAUCGGCUGAAGAAAUGACCUCUGAGGUCAUGCCAGUUUGACAGAGGUGAUAUUGUUUCUUCAUUGAAAAAGGUGUGUGUGUUUUUUACACCACAGCCACUACAGAAAGCAGAAACAAACAUGCAUUUUAAAUAAAAGAACAAAAAACCCUGACCAGGGAAAUGGAUACAGUGAAGCAACAUGCAUUACUUAUGGAAUGUGACCGUUUGUGAAAUAGUUUCUCAAUUAGUCAGCCAGGUGUAGUGGAAGUGUAGAAAGCACAACAGAGAACAAUUCUAACAGUGUCAAACAGACAUGACAAAAUGACCUUUUUAAACUGGAUGACCAGGAGGAAUUGGAAAUAGACCUGCUAUAACUGUUCUGUUACAGAAAACAUCAACAACUUUCCAUCUAUUUGUUACUACUAGGCAUUCUAUUUGCUCAUCAUCUUAAAAAUACACUUCGAAGUGACACUAAAAAGGUCAUUUGCAUUAAACUUAAAUCAACAAAGUAAACAGACCUGCACCAUGACACUCACUUUCUAAAUCUUGUAAAGUAAUCAUUACAUAGUUGUAUGGCUACAUUGGAGCCUGAAUGUUUUGGCAGCCAUGUGAGCUGAGGAUACGUGAAGCACAUACAUAUUUAAUGCUUUUGGAUAUGUGAUUUUUUUGUUUUUUGCAAAAUAAGCAAUUUCAACAAGUAGUCUUCAAGUCCUCAAAUGCUUCCUUGGACCCAUGAAAUACAAGUAGUAUUUAGCCACAAGGCUCAAAUUAUUAGCUCUACAUCUGGAACAACACUUUUAGUUCUGCUUAUCUUAAAGUAAAAUAAAUAACACUUGUUAAGUGGUGAAUUAACAUGAACUUUCUGCCAAUAUAUGUAGAAAGGAUAUAUAGCAAGUUUUCUCCAAAGUAUAAUCAGAGGCAUUACAGGUUGAAGCAUGCAGUCCAUUACAAAAGAAUAUGAAAUGAAUUUAUACCCUCACACCCCCUAGGAAUGACAGCUAAAGUGGAGGGUGGAAUUUUUUUAAGAGUUCAUGCUUCAGCAAUUAAGGUAAUCACAAAAGAGCAUACGUGGACCUAUUAAAAGAUGCCAGUAUCACCCUGUUUUGACUUGACUGGAUAGUUAUCCUCUGUUCAGGAUAAGACUGAGCAAUUAGAGAUUCAACAGUUCAGUUGUUAAUUUUGUGUUUUGAGCAUUUUCAUGUAAAACUGAAGUGUGACUAACAUUAAAGAGUGCAAUAUAUAAAUGAAUGUAGAUAAAAUGAUGUCCAACAGCAGUGAGUUACAUAAAGAAUUUUUGGUACCUUAGAGACUAACAAAUUUAUUUGAAUGUAAGCUUUUGUGAGCUACAGCUCUAAGGUGCCACAAGUCCUCCUUUUCUUUUUGCGGAUACAGACUAACACAGCUGCUACUCUGAAACCUGUCAAAGAAUUUUGUGAUUCACUUCCAGUUGCUGUGGUGUUUAUUAUUGGGACAGGAGAGCCAAAGUGGCCAGAAGUACCUGUGAAUUGGUUUGGGUAAGUCUGGGGACCACAGUAAACUAGGGCCCUCUUUGAUCUCGUGGUGUGUGCAUGUGGGGGGAAGGACAGGAAAUCAAACAAAUCAUUUUGUGGAUGUAAUGACCAAGCAGGAUAAUUACAUUCUGCAGCAUAAAUUCUGAGUUUUCUAACCUUUAAGCACCAUUAAAUGGCAAUUGUCGUGCAAAUACUCUGAGGCUUAGUCUCAGUUCAGAAUGAGAUAUUAGAGAUAUACUUCAACAGAACUUGUCCCCUGAAGAAAAUUUAAGGAAUGAGAUAGUGAAGUAUUUAAUGUCUACU